UACUUAGCCUUAAAUCUGAGAUCCAAACAACUUAGCACCAUGAAAAGUUGGCAAAUUUUUCUGCUGUUUCUGUUAGCUUCAUAUAUGGUGUUCAUGUCCAUGAAACACCACCAACCUAAAUACUUCUCUAUCCAUGGUAUGACAUACCAAGUCCGAGUGGUUAAUGGUUUCACCAACAACUCCUCUCUCCCUCUAGUCAUCUGGUGCUCCUCAAAAGAUAGUGGUAUUAUAGGCGGUCGAGCUCUUCAAGAAGGUGAUGAUUUCUCUUGGGACACAAAACUCAGUUUUUGGACCUCUACCCCCUUUUUCUCUUGCACCAUGAAAUGGGAUCGAACCAGAAAAAAGUUUGAAGCUUUUCGGGUACAUAGAGACCAACCCAGGUGUGGACCUCCUCUAAGGAAAGUUUCAUGGUUGGUUAAGGAAGACGGGUUCUAUUUUAGAAAUGACGAGUGUAAUUGGGUUAAGGAUUUUUCAUGGUCAUAAAGAGCAGUGGCGUGCCUACAUGGGAGGCAAGAGGGGCAGAUGACCCCCUACAAAAUUUAGAUUUUGUCACGUAUAUUUGAAAUUUUUAUGAAAUUUUUAAAUUUUUCUAUAGGUUUUUAACAUU
Erigeron canadensis is the source of this 607-nucleotide messenger RNA. RefSeq names its product S-protein homolog 29. The record is from RefSeq and is a predicted model, not a curated record. The transcript has a single exon. Bases 40 to 483 code for a protein of 147 amino acids. NCBI's taxonomy places the organism in Eukaryota, Viridiplantae, Streptophyta, Magnoliopsida, Asterales, Asteraceae.